Messenger RNA from Cladocopium goreaui, 2653 nucleotides. NCBI's taxonomy places the organism in Eukaryota, Dinophyceae, Suessiales, Symbiodiniaceae. The record is from the annotation of a GenBank genome assembly.
AUGGCUGUCCGAGAUGAAGAUGGUCGGGCAAACUUUGGCGACAUCAUGCAGAGAAGCAGCGGCGAAAUGCCUUUGUCGCCAUGGCUGCGGAAGAAGUUACAGGAUACAGCUUGGAUGCAAAGCCAUCCCUACCAUGGCGUGGUGUUGACGGCCAAUGGUGCCCUUCAACGCACCAUGUCGGCCUGGUAUCAAUCGGAGAUUAAAGUGGAGGUGAUCUUCAACCGUGAGAUCCAAGAGAUGAUUUCCUGGGCACAUCCCUUCGUGAAGCAGUACGACCGGCGGGUGCAAAUGUCCUGCUGCGGCGAGGUCUUCUGUGUGGCCACGAGUCGCAUCAUUCUCUCGGAGCAACGUGCCGUGGACGCCGUGGAGUCGGGCGGCGUGGGCAUCGCGCAGCUCUUCAAACACUUCCGGAUCCUUCCGCGUUUUUACCUGACCGACGCUGGGGCACAGAGCUGCCCCGGAGGCGUGCAGCUCUGGCGUGACUAUGUCUUGGAGGGCAGCGGCAUCGAGUGUCGCAUCCGCGAGGACUUCAGCCCCAAUUUUUUGGAUUUGAAGCCAAAGCAAGGUUACCCGGAGAAGGACGCUGCCAUCAGCCGCUGCCGUUCCAAUUCGCGUUCCAAUUCGAUCUCGUUGGAACCGCACUUGGGAGAUCUGCUGAAGGGAACGCGAUGCUUGAAUGUCCUGGAAGACGAGAUUGCCAAAUCUGCGAGUCCCCUGCAGCGAGCCUUACUGACGGCAGCCGGCACAGUCUUGCGGAUCAUCACCUCCUAUCACAAGGUGGCGGUGACGGUGGGUCAAGUGAAGAGCUGCCCCAUGCCAGGCGUCACGAAGGCUUCGUACCAGCGCUGUGUGCUGAUGUUUUGCGAAGGCGUGGCCUUCUGCCGAGCGCGCACACUCAUGACCAUUGAGAGCACUGAAAUGAAGGAGCAAGUGGAUUGCGGUCAGUGUGACUUGGGAGAACUCUUCCGCGUCUAUGGCUUGCUACCUGAGUUUGAACUGCAGCAGGUCCGCUUGACCGCGGAGGGCGAUGCUGUGCCUGGCUUUGGACGGAUCUAUCGCCUGGUUGCACCAGGCCUUAGCUGUCUGAUUGCGGAGGAGUUCGCAGAGACCGCCUUGAAUCUUCCUGGAGAACAACAUGGCUUCCCUGGGACGCUGGGUGCCGGAACAAGGAAUACUGAAGCACCACUUCCUCGCAUGUCUCGGCCCUUGGUGCUUGCUGCGCCAUUGAUCCCUCCACUGCUGUCCCACCCCACGGGAAAUAGGGGGCUGCGCUGGCUGCGCUUGCCGCGUGGCACGUGGCCAGCGGCGACCUGUGUGGCAGCCAUUCGUGGGCGGCUGACACGGGGCAUGGGCGGUAAAGGCGUGAGCAAAGGCAGUGGCAAAGAUGUCAGCAAAGGCGGUGGCAAAGGCGGUGGCAAAGGGCCUCAGAAGCCUACGGAUGACCCAGACUUCGUUCGCUGGUCGAAGGGCAUGCGAUUGGAGGGCUCGAGCACAGGUGCCACCUACAUUGUGGAGGACUAUGUCUCCAGCGGCUCCUUCAGCCGUGUCUUCUGCGUGUCGGCCCCGACUAAAGCGAAGCGCCGGUGGGGGAAGGAUGAUGAAGGAACAACAAUCUUUGCUGCCAAAGUUAUGCGCAAGGAAGAUUCUUACAUCCAGUACACCUCCAGUGGGCCUCGAGAAGGUGACCUACUACAACGUUUAGAAACUCAGCAGAGGGAGGCGAACCUCGAGCCUUUGACCAUGAGAUGUUUUGACUCCUUCGCGACCAAAGAUGAUGCCGGGAAGGAGUAUUGGUGUUUAAUCCUGGAAUGGCUGGAUGCCUCGCUCUUUGACGCUGUCAAGGCCAACCGAAGCCGUGGAUUGCACCUCUCUAUGGUGAGGAUCUUACUGAGGCAGCUCCUGGAGCAGCUCAAGGUGCUUCAGGAGCUGGGUUGCACGCACACGGACAUCAAACACAAAAACUGCUGCCUGGUCAACACCGAAUACUACCUGGCCACGUCGGCUGAUGGACCUACGAUGAUCUUCACAGAGCCCAUGGCCAAAUUCAUCGAUUAUGGCAACGCCGUCUUUGAGGGCGACAAGAAGCCACAUCCCAUCCACACCAAGCAGUUCCGUGCACCGGAAGUGCUGCUGAAUGUCCGAGAAGGUUGGGGGCCGCCCAGUGACAUUUGGACCUUGGGUGUCACCGGCUGCUUCUUGGUCUCUGGCCAGCUAGUCUUCAACUCACACGAUCCGCAGGAGCUUGUCCGUUUGAUGACGGCUGCCUGCGGUCCCUUUCCCGCGCGUCUGCUGGGUGCAGCGCAGGACCUGCGCAUGCGCCGGGCUGCUGAGAAUGCACAGGGAGCGGCGCCGCAGUUGGCAAGCUGGCUGAAACUGGCUGGCGGCCCAGCGGGCGCAGCGAGCGCAGCCUCGGCUGCGUGUGCGGAUCUCCUGCAGAAGAUGUUGGCGUUGGAUCCCAUGGAUCGCAUCACUGCAGCAGAAGCAUUGCAACAUAGCUUCCUAACGGAGGAUGGAGACGGGGCCAAGGCUGUGGUCCCACCCAGAAGCUCAGAACUGCGAAGGCUGUGAUUUUUAGCGAGGCUCGACUCCGCUCCUCGGCUAGACUUGGGGCUACCCAAGGCAUCCUGGGUUGCCGCUCACCUCGCGGCAGACC